Pseudovirgaria hyperparasitica is the source of this 1363-nucleotide messenger RNA. RefSeq lists its product as uncharacterized. The transcript is spliced from 2 exons. The coding region runs from base 216 to 1034 and encodes 272 amino acids. Lineage: Eukaryota; Fungi; Ascomycota; Dothideomycetes; Acrospermales; Acrospermaceae. The record is from RefSeq and is a predicted model, not a curated record.
ACGCCAUGAUAUUGAUUCAAUCUUGUUCUCUGUCGGUAUGAUCUAGUCUGUGCUACAGCUGACACCUUGAAAAGUUUUCGAGUACUCUGACAAUUCUGGGUGCUAAAUCACUUCCGGUCCCAUCCUUGUCUUUCGCUGAGAUUGCGCUACUUUGACGCUCAAGCUGGUAUAUAUUCAUGUCAUCUCUAAUCCAAUCUGUCGGCUCAGGCUCAGCCAUGCCUAUUCCUCCACUCCGAAUUACAAUCCCCAGCUCACUGAACCCCCAGCCCAUAGACUCAGGUUAUGAUGAAUCGCCAUCGGUAUCUCCAUUAACAUGGGCCGAAGUCACCGACGAGGCGGGCCUAGCGAGAGCCAUUAAAAUAUUCGUCACCAAUUACAUCAACAACCGUUCCAUGAUCGCAUUUGCGCGUGAGGCUUGCCCCAACGUCGACGCUGACGACCAAGUCGCCACGUAUAUCGAUAAACUGGUCCGCACUGCUGUCAAGGACCCUUGCGUACAUGUCGUCGAAGCUUACAACUUCAAUUGGGUCGCGCUUGGCGAAAUCCCCGACUUUGCCAACCUCCGCAACGCAACCUGGACUAAAGCUUCGGGCUUGACCUCAUGGUGGUUACUCCGUGAUGACCGUCAACGGGUCAGAAGUCAGUAUGCCAUCUCUAUGAUCCAUGGGAAGCAGGGUGCUAUCGGCCAUGCGAGCAGACACUCGUCAGGUGAGAAUCAUCUCAUGGGGACCCCGCUGAGACCACAUUACGUGCUGGGCAUGAUCGCACAGGAUCUGGGGCAGUAUCCUGUCCAGGAAGCAUUGGAUGAGGUUCUGAGUCCGUUUAUCGGGGCGGCCGAGGAACGCAACUUGAAGGUGUGGUACGAUACGACGGAAGACACGACUGAGCUAGAGAGACGAGGCUUCGAGCUCGUGAGGUCUUUUUCGAUCGGAAGAAAUGAAGUCAAUUGGCAAGGGGAAGUUGACCACAAGGGGUGUGGAUUCAAGGUAGAAUGUCUUGUUUGGAAACCAAAGAAGAAGAACUCGAACUCAUGACAGCAUCAGGCUGUGUACGGCAGAUAGCAGAGAGCGAGGGCUCAUGGAAGAUGCCAUGAUGUGUUUGCUUGAGCAUGCCGAUAUCACGGGGUUCGAUGGGAGGCAACCUGGCCGUUUCGUUUGAUCUUUGGCAGACGUUGGAGGGAUAGCGAAGGUCAGCCUUUGUGGAAUAGAUAGGAGUUCGUCGUUUGCCAAAUGAGGGCAUCAUCAACUCUUGAUCGGAUAUAUCUCUCGUUCAUUUACCUUUUUCCAGUAUGAGAUUACUCCGAUAAGCUGACCAAGGCAGUCCUCUUUGGUUUAAGACUACUUCAGGCGUUCACGUUUGUAUG